Dacryopinax primogenitus is the source of this 1632-nucleotide messenger RNA. RefSeq lists its product as uncharacterized. The record is from RefSeq and is a predicted model, not a curated record. The coding region runs from base 1 to 1632 and encodes 543 amino acids. The transcript has 4 exons. Lineage: Eukaryota; Fungi; Basidiomycota; Dacrymycetes; Dacrymycetales; Dacrymycetaceae.
AUGUCUACCGUCAAGCCUCCUGUCACUAAACCUUUCCUUCCAGCACUUGGUAUGGGGCCUCGUCCCUCCCGAACGUCGUCGAAACCUGGUGUUCCUCCAACACCGGCAACAUCAACCACCAAGCUGCACCACCCUACCCCUCGCUCAACUAUGGGGAACCUGUUCUCGACUGCUUCUCGUGCUUCUACUCCCGCAAUAGGACGGAGUUUGUCUAGUAUCUCUGACAUGACAAUGGUCAACAAUGACACUGCUGCUGAUUUCAACCCCCUGCCUCUCAAUAGCUUCAUGAAAAACAACGAACCUCUUGCUAAUCCCCAAAUCCCCCGUCCUCACACUCGCGCUGGUGUUAGAGCGGAUCUUGCGGGCGACACGAACAGCCCUGUUCUCUCGUCUGCCCGCCGCGCCAAGACGCCUGCCCCGUUUCGUCCGAACGAAGAUAAGCGCAUACAUGAACCUCCUGCACACAAUCUGCCUUCCAUUGCUACCGAAAACGUCGUCGAUCCCUCUCUUCUGUCUGUUUCGCAUGAUACUGAAUCUUUUGUCGACCAAAUUAGUAAAACCGGCCCUUCUAACUGGCAGGCUCCUCCCGCUGGUUUUAGCUGGGUAGGGGAAAUGAAAGCACGGGGCCCCAAUCCUCAUCCUGCACCCCCGAGCGCUCCUCCUCCAGGCCCUCCUCCCUCGCUUCGCCCCCCUGUUCAAACUCCUGUUUCCAAUCGCUCGCAUGUGCAUGAAGAUAUUGAUAUGACUUUGGUGGAUGACGAAAUACCCGAAGAAUACGUCAUCCCCCUGUCUGAUAAAAUGAACGGUAAACCUACGAUGGAACGCCAAGGGAAGGGGAAGCGUUCUGACGGGCAUAUAUCUGAGAUAAAACGGAAGCGUCGACCUUCCCCUCUAGCGCCACAGCCUCAGACUGCACGCCCAAACGCCGCUAGACUGCCUCUUAGAGAGAUCCAUUCCCAUGGCCGCCCUGUGUACGAUGAGAGAGAGGAGUCAUACUACGAUGAAGUCGAGCAAAUGGUUACUGAGCGGCCUAUGAAGAGGACGAGGCCUGAUAACAGACCUGUCUCACCAUCUGCCAAUGAUUCUACGAACAUCCACCAAUCGUCCCAAUACGAGCAUCUUGAUGAUGCGUACUACCAACUUGAAUCAAUGCUUCCGCCUGUUCCUUCUAUGCACUCUAACCCCUCUGCUCAACAAUAUUCUUCAUAUCAAGACUACCAAGACAGUUACGAGCAUGACCUGCCUUUGCACUCUGAGGGAGAUACGGAGCAGCUGGAGCCGACCCCAUCGACCCCGCCGCCUCCGCCUACCAAGAACAACUACGAUGUACAGGCUUAUCUGAAUCGAAACAUGUACAGGUAUGAAGCGUUACAGCAGAAAUGGAGAGAAUGCACACACGAAGAAUGGGUUGAUGGUGCGAAGGAGCUUGUCGCCCAGUUUGAGAAGACGUUGAGCCUUGUCAAGGACCAUAUGCAGAAGAAGAUCGAGCUGUUCACGAGUCUUCAUCUGGAUCUCGACAAUCAUUGUAAGUUGUUGGACGACCGCGACGAGAGGCUGCGCGGUGCGCAGGAUAACCUGGCUCAGGGGGCUGUAACGGUCGUUGGAAGUCGCACCAACCCGAUCGUGGUGUAG